Messenger RNA from Phacochoerus africanus (Common warthog), 1302 nucleotides. Its product is annotated as olfactory receptor 51E2. Gene Ontology annotation, molecular function: G protein-coupled receptor activity; olfactory receptor activity. The transcript has 2 exons. Lineage: Eukaryota; Metazoa; Chordata; Mammalia; Artiodactyla; Suidae. Gene Ontology annotation, biological process: G protein-coupled receptor signaling pathway. Gene Ontology annotation, cellular component: membrane. Bases 234 to 1196 code for a protein of 320 amino acids. The record is from RefSeq and is a predicted model, not a curated record.
GAACCACCAUACCCUGGAGACACAGGGAGUGACACCACCCCUGGGAAUUGGCCGCUCAGCUCUGAGACUGUCCCCACCCAGGCUUGCCGUAAGUCUCCCAUAAACUCGGCCCUCCUUUGGAUCAAAGCCUCCUCAGCGUUUUGAGUCAGCCUGAGAGGGACAGAAAGACUGCUGUAUGGGCCCUGCUGCCAGUGUGACCUCACCCUCUCCAGUGCCCCUUCUCCGUGCCAGCUAUGAGUUCCUGCAACUUCACACAUGCCACCUUUGUGCUUAUCGGUAUCCCAGGACUAGAAGAAGCUCAUUUCUGGAUCGGCUUCCCUCUGCUCUCUAUGUAUGCCGUGGCAGUGUUUGGAAACUGCGUCGUGGUCUUCAUCGUAAGGACGGAGCGCAGCCUGCACGCACCCAUGUACCUCUUUCUCUGCAUGCUGGCCGCCAUUGACCUGGCCUUGUCCACAUCCACCAUGCCCAAGAUCCUUGCCCUCUUCUGGUUUGAUUCCCAGGAGAUUACCUUUGAUGCCUGCAUGACCCAGAUGUUCUUUAUUCAUGCUCUUUCAGCCAUUGAGUCCACCAUUCUGCUGGCCAUGGCCUUUGACCGUUAUAUAGCCAUAUGCCAUCCACUGCGCCAUGCCGCAGUGCUCAACAACACAGUGACGGCCCAGAUUGGCAUGGUGGCCCUGGCCCGUGGAUCCCUUUUCUUCAUCCCACUGCCUCUGCUCAUCAAGCGGCUAGCCUUCUGCCAGUCCAACGUGCUCUCACAUUCCUAUUGUGUGCACCAGGAUGUGAUGAAGUUGGCCUCUGCAGACACAUUGCCCAAUGUUGUCUAUGGUCUUACCGCCAUUCUUUUGGUCAUGGGUGUGGAUGCCUUGUUCAUCUCUUUGUCUUAUUUUCUGAUUAUACGAGCCGUUCUACAACUGCCUUCCAAGUCAGAGCGGGCCAAGGCCUUUGGAACCUGUGUAUCACACAUCGGCGUGGUACUGGCCUUCUAUGUGCCUCUCAUUGGCCUCUCGGUGGUGCAUCGCUUUGGAAACAGCCUUCAUCCCAUUGUGCAUGUUCUCAUGGGCGAUGUCUAUCUACUUCUGCCUCCUGUGAUCAAUCCCAUCAUUUACGGUGCCAGGACCAAAGAGAUCAGAACUCGAGUGCUAGCUAUGUUUAAGAUUGGCUAUGACAAGGACUUUCAGGCUGUGGGAGGCAGGUGACCCGUAUGGUGGCACUUACUCUUACCCUUAAUGGCUUGACAUAAUGAUUUCGUAAUGCUAGCAUAAUCCCAGUUGCCCAUAAACACAUCAGUGCUUUUCUCUAGUU